UCAGGUAGCAUCUCGGAGGAAAGUUUGAACUACUAGCUAGAUUAUACUUCCAGAGAGCAGAGAAGCAACAAUUAGCAGCCUAGGCAGCACCAUUUGCUUUCUUCAAUCGACCGGCCAGCCGGCAGGAUAGAUUUGACUUCUACUAGAGAGCAGAGAAGCAACAAUUAGCACCGGUAGCUGGAAGAAGAAGGAGAGAAGGAUGGGGAGGGGAAAGAUUGCGAUUGAGAGGAUCGACAACGCGGCGAACCGUCAGGUGACCUUCUCCAAGCGGCGCGGAGGGCUGAUGAAGAAGGCCCGGGAGCUCGCCAUCCUCUGCGACGCCGAUCUUGCACUCAUCAUCUUCUCCAGCACCGGUCGCCUCUAUAACUUCGCGAGCUCCAGCGGAAUGGAGGCAAUACUAGAACGCUACCAGGAGGCCAAACAGGAGCAUUGUGGAGUGUUGAAUCCAACAUCAGAGGCAAAGUUAUGGCAGAGGGAGGUUACAACCUUGAGGCAGCAAGUGCAGAACUUACAACACAAUAAUAGGCAACUAUUGGGAGAGGAACUAUCUGGUUCAACUGUUCGGGAUCUACAAUUUCUCGUGAACCAAGUAGAAAUGAGCUUGCAUUCCGUACGAAAGAGGAAGGAGCAAGUUAUCGCUGAGGAGAUCCACGAACUCAACCAAAAGGGAUUUCUUAUUCAGAAGGAAAAUAUAGAACUUGGCAAGAAGUUGAGCAUUGCUCAUAAGCGAAACAUAGAGCUGCAGAAAAAGCUUUCUGGGGUCAUGAGAACGAGUGAGCAGCAAGCCAGCGGAAGCAGCUCAAAAGCUGCUGCCGGAUUAUUAUUGUCGACUAGAGCACGUGAACCAAGGAUUUUUAUUGACCUUGAGUUGCGGCAGCAGGAGCAUGAGGAUGAAUAACACCUACUACCUCGUCCACUACAUGCUCAGUAAAAGAUAUAUGUGCUUAGUCGCAUGCCAAACCACAUUGUUAACCAAAUUUAUUGAUUUGCAUGAAACUGCAGCAUCAACUUGUAUUUUCAGUGCACGCGUGGGCGAUGGAAGCUCAAUCAUAAAGUUAAUUAUAUGGUUCCUGUGUAAUUUGCAUAAGAAAUUAACGAACAUGUAUUCAUGAAGUGCAGAA
Messenger RNA from Triticum dicoccoides, 1121 nucleotides. Its product is annotated as MADS-box transcription factor 25-like. Gene Ontology annotation, biological process: positive regulation of transcription by RNA polymerase II. Gene Ontology annotation, molecular function: DNA-binding transcription factor activity; protein dimerization activity; RNA polymerase II transcription regulatory region sequence-specific DNA binding. NCBI's taxonomy places the organism in Eukaryota, Viridiplantae, Streptophyta, Magnoliopsida, Poales, Poaceae. Gene Ontology annotation, cellular component: nucleus. The coding region runs from base 200 to 898 and encodes 232 amino acids. The transcript is spliced from 7 exons. The record is from RefSeq and is a predicted model, not a curated record.